Messenger RNA from Mesorhabditis spiculigera, 1647 nucleotides. NCBI's taxonomy places the organism in Eukaryota, Metazoa, Nematoda, Chromadorea, Rhabditida, Rhabditidae. The record is from the annotation of a GenBank genome assembly.
AUGUUGAAAGAAGGUGCUGACGCCGCCAAAGAGCAUUUAGUCGCCCUUCAUGAAACGGCUGUCACGCACCUGAAGAAGGUUGAUCCAGUAGUGCUCGUGAUCGGUACCAUCGCCGGGACAAUUGUCUACUUGAACACAUACCGCCUGUAUACCCGUUCAGAGAAACCGUUGCAUAAAAGACUGGCCGCAUGGGGUUUCCAGCAGUUUCGCAAGCUUCCCGCCGUUCGUCGCCGAAUCGAGCAAGAGCUUGAGAAGCCAAAGAUGGAGAUUCUUGAAAGCAUUCACAAGGACGACACUGAUCGGCACUUUUAUGCAGCCAUUCCGGAAGACGCAUUGUCGAGCGAUCAAGUCUUGGAUUUGGCUAGCAAGUACGACGAUUACGGCAAAUUUGACGUUGCCCACGGCAAAGUGAGCGGUGCUGUGUACACAGAUCGAACCGAUGAUCACUUGGACUUGUUGGCCAAGGUUUAUAGAAAAUAUGCGUACAGCAACCCGCUGCAUCCGGAUGUUUUCCCGGGUGUCCGUAAGAUGGAGGCCGAAGUGAUUAGGAUGGUGAUCAGCCUCUACCAUGGUCCGGAAGACAGCUCGGGUUCGAUGACUACUGGUGGAACGGAAAGUAUCGUUUUGGCUUGCUUCGCCUACCGGAACCGCGCCUACGCUCUUGGUAAUGAUGACCCAGUCAUCCUAUGCCCGAUAACUGCUCAUGCUGCUUUUGACAAGGCUGCCAACCUUUGCGGAAUGCGCAUCCAGCACGUGCCCGUCGAUGAGAAUCAGCGUGUCGAUGUGAAGGCUAUGGAGCGGUUGAUUGGCCGUCAUACGUGCAUGCUCGUCGGCUCGGCCCCCAAUUUCCCAUCCGGCACCGUGGAUCCGAUUCCCGAGAUUGCCAAGCUCGGCGUCAAGUACGGUAUCCCGGUGCACGUUGACGCCUGCCUCGGCGGAUUCCUCGUUCCAUUCAUGAAGGAGGCCGGCUUUCCGUUGCCCGUCUUCGAUUUUGGAAACCCGGGCGUUACGAGCAUCUCCUGCGACACUCAUAAGUAUGGCUGCACGCCGAAGGGCUCGUCGAUCGUGAUGUACCGUAGCCACGAAUUGCACCACUACCAAUAUUUCUCGAUCCCAGAAUGGGCGGGCGGCAUCUACGCGACACCGACCAUUUGUGGAAGCCGCGCUGGUGCGAAUGCUGCUGUUGCCUGGGCCACACUGCUGUCGUUUGGCCGACAGAAUUAUAUCACCCGCUGCAGAAAGAUUGUUGAAAGUGCUAAACGGUUGGCUGACGGUAUCCGUCUGAUUCCUGGACUCGAGCUUCACGGAUCUCCCGACGUCUCCGUCGUUGCUUUCAAAUCGACGGUCUUCAACGUAUACGCCGUCGCCGAUCGGAUGACGAAGAAGGGCUAUUCCCUCAACGCUCUGCAAAACCCCGAUUCUGUGCACAUUUGCACGACGUUCAACCAUGCGGACAGCGGGAAGAUUGACGCCAUUUUGGGGGAUUUGCGGGCUGUCUGCCAGGAGGUGAACAGCCUCCCCGACAAGGGCAACGGCAGCGCUACGGCGGCUCUCUACGGUCUGGCUGCCGGCAUCCCGGACAAGACGCUGGUCGACGAGAUGACGGCCGCCUACAUGGAUGCGUGCUACGCGGCUCCACCGAAGCAC